This is a messenger RNA of Nymphaea colorata (pocket water lily), 2036 nucleotides long. RefSeq lists its product as uncharacterized. The transcript has 8 exons. The record is from RefSeq and is a predicted model, not a curated record. Lineage: Eukaryota; Viridiplantae; Streptophyta; Magnoliopsida; Nymphaeales; Nymphaeaceae. Gene Ontology annotation, biological process: regulation of DNA-templated transcription. Gene Ontology annotation, cellular component: nucleus. Bases 165 to 1589 code for a protein of 474 amino acids.
AAGGCGGGCUGUUGUUCUGGCUGCGCUCGGCCAGUCCCUUCGUUCAAAUCGUCUGCCAAAUCGCGUCCCUCCAAAAUCUUCCUCCGAAACGCACUUUUAGCUGGUUGCCGAUCUCCCUGCAGAGGAGGGGAACUCCUCGAAUCUGCCCUUCUGCUCCGGCCACGAUGGAGAAGAAGAAGGAGGCCAUCGCGCUCCUUUCUAUGUACAACGACGAGGACAUGGAUCCUGAUGAUGAAGACGACGGCAGUGAUGACGACGGUGGCAACGAUGCCGGCGUUGCCGUAAAUGGUGAUGCUGGUGAAGUGGAUGAUGGCCGUGGUAAGGUUGACAAGAUUGACGAGGACAUGGAUGAAGCUGAUGCCGUUCGGAGCGUGGAUGAGGGCGUUGGGUUACCGGAGAAGUCCCCGGCCGUGCCGAUGCAGGAAGAUGCGGAGUCCGUUCGACCAUCAUUUCCUAAUGAGAAUUUGUUCCGCAGAAGCCCGUCGCCCUUCCCGUUGGUGACGACGUCGACCCCUCCUACAGCGGUCUUUGUGGAAUCGGAUAUGAGGAGAUCGACGAACGGCGGUGGCUUGACGAUUGUGGAUUAUGCUCACGACGAAGGGGCGAUGUCGCCUGAUCCCGAGGAGGGUGAGAUACCAGCUGCUGGUCGUGUUACGUUUGGUGCAGAACUUCAGGCUUCCAAUGACGCAUCUCAAUACAUGACGCCCCCUGGAUCUGUUAGGAUCAUGACUCCCAGCAAGAAUGAAACUGUGCAGUCUGUCUCACAGUCUGAAGAACUGAAAUAUGAGGUUGAUUCACGUAUUGAAUCAGAUGGUAUCAGACAAUCUGAAGCAGAUCAGAACAUAGAUGUUGAAGAAAAGCCUACAGAAGAAGUGUUAAAGGAGAAUAUGGAUCCACUGGAAAAAUUUCUUCCUCCACCACCUUCAGCGAAGUGCUCAGCAGAGCUGCAGGCUAAAAUUGUUAAGUUUCUUGGUCUGAUGAAUGCGGGAAGAAACUUUAAUGAAGAAUUGCGCAAGUCGAAGGGUUAUAGGAACCCUGACUUUUUGCAGCAUGCAGUGAGUUACCAGGAAAUAGAUCAGCUUGGUACCUGCUUCAGAAAAGAUGUGUUUGACCCUUAUGGGUAUGACAAAAGCGACUAUUAUGAUGAAAUAGAGGCUGAAAUGAAACGGGAACUAGAGAGAAAAGAACAAGAGAAAAAGAAGAACCAGAAAAUUGAGUUUGCACAAGGGGGCCUUCUGCCAACACCAGUAGUAACAGCACCAAAAGCACAAGUUCCAGCUUCAAUCCUAAGUGCUUCAUCCGUGGCUGUAAAUUUGUCCUCGUUACAUCCAGCUCCUACCACUGGUGAUGUGCCUCAAAAGGAGUUGAGGCAGAACAAAAAGUCAAAAUGGGACAAGGUAGAUGGCGAUAGGAAGCUUCCCUUGCCUGCUGGUGGUGGGCAGGAUCCUGUAUCAGCAGUAGGUGCACAUGCAGCAUUACUGUCUGCUGCAAAUGCUGGUGCUGGAUAUACUGCUUUUGCGCAACAGAAAAGAAAAGAAGCUGCCGAGAAAAGAUCAAGUGAAAAAGUUGGAAAAGAUAGUGGGAAGUAGCUAUAAUAUUUGGAAAAUUGGGCUUGCAGUCUGAUGUCCAUUGUUCAUAAUCUGAAGUCGGGUAUUCAAGUCGAUGUUUUUCCGCUCGAAUCUUCGGGUGGGCAGGAGGAACAUCCUGUAUAAUUUUGUAACUCGAGCACACUGUGGGAGAGAGGUGAAAGGGAAAACUGGAACAGGGAAUGAUUAAUGCAUGCCUAGUUCCUGCUCUGGAAUGUAAAAUUACAAAUUUUACUGUCAUUAUGGUCAUUCAGGCACCGGUUUUUUUUGAGAACUGGGACUCCUGAUCCGAGAAGCCUCAUUCCAUGUAGGUAUUCUCUCUCUCUCUCUAGGUGUGAUGCGGGACCUGAAUCAUAUCUGAUGGCCAAUCUAGUCUGACCCUCGCAUCAGUGGUUGUAUCCUUUGGCAUAUGAACAUUUAUUUCUUUUCAGAAAUUUUUUUAUUAGGAAA